GUUAUUAGGUUGUGCACUAGGGGGCAGCACUGAACUGAAGACACGGAGCUCUGAGAGGAACAAAGGAGCGGAGAAGCAAACGAUGGAAUUAGCCUGAUAUUGUCAAAUCCUGCCAACAAGAUGUCAAAACGGCCAUCUUACGCCCCGCCUCCUGCUCCGGCCCCCACUACACAAAUGCCCACCACCACUGGGUUUGUGGGGUACAACCCAUACAGCCAUCUGGCCUACAACAACUACAGGCUGGGAGGAAACCCCGGCGGAAACAACAGGGUAAUGAACUCCUCUGGGAUUACGGUUCCCAAGCCGCCCAAACCCCCCGAUAAGCCUCUGAUGCCCUACAUGCGGUACAGCCGGAAGGUAAGCAGGAAGGUUUGGGACCAAGUGAAAGCCUCCAACCCUGAUUUGAAGCUGUGGGAGAUUGGGAAGAUCAUCGGGGGCAUGUGGAGGGACCUCACGGAUGAGGAAAAGCAGGAUUACUUAAACGAAUACGAAGCUGAGAAGAUCGAAUAUAACGACUCCCUGAAAGCUUAUCACAACUCCCCGGCGUACCUAGCAUACGUAAAUGCUAAAAACCGUGCCGAAGCGGCUCUGGAGGAGGAAAGCAGGCAGAGACAGUCUCGUCUGGACAAAGGAGAGCCUUACAUGAGUAUCCAGCCAGCUGAAGAUCCUGACGAUUACGAUGAUGGGUUCUCGAUGAAGCACACUGCAGCAGCUCGGUUCCAUAGGAACCACCGUCUGAUCAGCGAUAUCCUGAGUGAAGUGGUGGUGCCUGACGUGCGCUCGGUGGUCACGACGGCACGAAUGCAAGUGCUCAAACGCCAGGUCCAGUCCCUUAUGGUGCACCAGAGGAAGCUAGAGGCGGAGCUGCUGCAGAUUGAGGACAGGCAUCAGGAGAAGAAGAGGCGGUUCCUCGAGUCCACCGAUUCCUUCAACAACGAGCUCAAACGGCUGUGCAGUCUGAAGGUGGAGGUGGACAUGGAGAAGCUGGCAGCAGAGAUGGCAGCGGCGGAAGAAGCUGCGAGACGGAGGGCGGAGGAGAGGGAAAGGGAGCGAGAGAAGGAGAGAGAGCGAGAGAAAGAGCGAGAGACGGAGGCGGAGAAGACGGAGAGAGCAACCGAGGAGGAUCAGCAAGGACCAAGUGGACCAAACAGCAGCGAACAGAAUACCAGCACUGAUAGCAAGGAGCAGGACAAACCCAGUCCAAUGGAGACAGAUGAGGCUCGUGCUGACGUGCCUGAGGGCCAGCAGGAGUGCGAGGAGCACACAGUGGAGAAGCCAGAGCAAGUAGAGAGUGGGUUAGAGGAGGGGGCAAGCGACAGUAAUCCUCCACUCGAGAGAGAAAACAGCACAGAGUCUGCACCCUCUGAUAGUGCGCUGGAGGAGAGAGCACCUGCCGCCCCACAGUAACUGAGCAAACCCCACACUCCUGCGUGUGUACAUCCUCUGAACCUUGACGCGCAGAAAAAUCAAAGGUUUUUAGAGGACACCGCCCCUUUUGUGUUUGUUUUACGUUUAUCCCGUCAUCCUCUCAUAAUACCCUGAACCCAACUGCAACACGUUCACGAAUUUUUAUCAGGGGAGGGGGGGGGUUCAUUAAAACAGCCUCUGGAAGAUUUGCUUGAAUAAAACGGAUGGUAUGUAGACGUUCUCCAUCACACGUUGCCGCAUUCGGCCGACAGAACUUUAAUUAUGUACGACCUUUAAUACUGGAAGUUAAAAGGUAAUAUAUAAUUCAAACGGAACGUGUGACCCAAGCUAACAGUUCCUUUAGUUUUAUUAUUAGAACUUCACUUCAUUAAAGGAGAGUAAAUCUCCCACUUUUACCAGUGCCAGGCUUUGUGAAGUCAAGGGAAAAAAGGUUUAAUUUUGCGCCUUCUACGCUCAUGUCCCUUAAAACUCAAUUUUCCUCUCAAUUUGAAACCUUAUUUAGCUGUAGACGGUGUUUAGGUAGCCUAAUUUCUUCCCUCUUUUAUUUCCCUAAUAUUCUUUCACUGACCUGAUUGCAUAUCUUGGCAGGAUGCUGCCGUAAAGCGCAGGUGAAACGGUCAGCAAUCUCACUAGGUUGUUAGCAUACACCUUCUCGUUAAACGCAGCCGUUUUGUACUGUUAUGAUGUAUUACCCAAUAAAGUGAUUUAUAUGUCUUAA
Molecule: messenger RNA, 2146 nt
Organism: Neoarius graeffei (lesser salmon catfish)
Lineage: Eukaryota; Metazoa; Chordata; Actinopteri; Siluriformes; Ariidae
Gene: smarce1
Product: SWI/SNF related, matrix associated, actin dependent regulator of chromatin, subfamily e, member 1
Exons: 11
Coding region: 121-1407 (428 amino acids)
Biological process (GO): negative regulation of DNA-templated transcription
Cellular component (GO): SWI/SNF complex
Molecular function (GO): nucleosomal DNA binding; nuclear receptor binding
Source: RefSeq, a predicted model, not a curated record